Messenger RNA from Culex quinquefasciatus (southern house mosquito), 450 nucleotides. RefSeq lists its product as uncharacterized. The coding region runs from base 24 to 395 and encodes 123 amino acids. Lineage: Eukaryota; Metazoa; Arthropoda; Insecta; Diptera; Culicidae. The record is from RefSeq and is a predicted model, not a curated record. The transcript has a single exon.
CACUUGUUCGAUUCAACACAAUCAUGAAGGCCUUUAUCGCACUGUUGAUCGCUUCGCUGGCCGUUGCCGCCCAAGGAUCGUACCUCGAGCCUGCCUGGCCUGUGAGUUCCUGGAACGGUCUCAACAGCUGGAACAACCACGCUUUGACCGCCUACCCGUAUGGCGUGAACCAGUGGUCUUCAGCGGCGUGGCCAGCUGCCUCUUCCCUGUACAACGGUUGGUACGGAGCUGACAAGACCAUCGUCCAAGCUAACGUGGCCAAAAUCAAUCCGUGGGGAGUUCCUGCCGCGGCCUAUGGUUACGGAUACAACAACUAUCUGGGAGCGGUUCCUGCGGCCAAGUACGUCGCUCCACUGGUCGGACAUGGCAUCAACCGGAAGGUUGUUGUUUCGUGACAUGGAUUUUAAAUAUUUAAUAAAGCUAUGAUGUGAUCACCUGGUUGAAAUGAAA